CUCACACCCCCUCUCCCCUCCCCCUCGUCUUAUGGGGUAGUUUUCAGGUGUUUGAAAAGCUUUUAAGGGUGCGGGGGAGAGGGUUUGUAAAGAGUAUGCACGAAAACUUAUGUGAUAAAUCUGGGUAGCUAGUGUAAUGGGUGCUGUUAUUGCGUAAACUUGUAAUGACACGAGCUCUCAUUAUGCAAGGGAAUGGAAUUUUUAUGAAUGGAGAGUUCAGCUCAGACCCAAUGGACCAGUAACAUACAAUGGAGACACUAUGGUGACAUCUAUUUGACUGAGACUGAUUCGCCAGUCACUAUGGAUAGGGUUGAAGUUCUGACUGAGGCCGCCUCUGCUGGGGCUGCUGCUUCUGCUUCUGCUGCACAAGUACCCAGUCAGUCUCAGCUGAAAACGAGAGAGGCCAAAUGUAAUAAGACUGCUGACGAUGUAGUGAAAAUUAGCAAGACAUCUGAUUCAAACGGCCACCGCAAUGAACUUACAAGUGUUGUGCGUGACUGUGCUGCAGAAGAAUUAGCAACUGCUUUCGAGGUUAAGGUGAACCUUGCAAAUGAACACUUGGUGAAUGGGUUCACUAAUGGAAUCCAACAGGAAACCAUGACAAAGGAAUGUAAUUGCGCUAAAAGCGACGUGAAGCCACUUAGUGAAAGCUCUAGUCCUUGUGAGUGCGUCAUUCCAGCUUUGGUGCACAACGGCUCCCCCAACCUUUCACAGGGGUCCUCUGAUAUUGUCAAUAGAGACCCCGAGACAAGGGGCAUAUCUCAAAAUCAUGGUAUAGUGUAUGUAUCUUACGAAUCAGAGCUACAAAUGCCAGACAUUAUGCGAAUCAUGAACAAGGAUCUUUCAGAACCAUACUCAAUCUACACUUACCGUUACUUCAUUUAUAACUGGCCAAAGCUGUGUUUCCUGGCUAUGAUAGGGUCAGAGUGUGUAGGAGCCAUUGUAUGCAAGUUGGACCUCAAUCUGAAAUCUGCCAAAAGAGGUUACAUAGCAAUGUUGGCUGUUGACAGUAACCAUCGGAACAAGGGAAUAGGCUCCAACUUGGUCUUGAAAGCAAUUGGUGCAAUGGUUGCUCUUAAUGCAGAUGAGGUUGUGCUGGAAUCUGAGAUAACCAAUUCACCCGCCCUACGUUUGUAUGAAAAUCUCGGCUUUGUCAGAGACAAACGACUCUUCAGGUACUAUCUGAAUGGUGUAGAUGCUUUUCGUUUAAAACUGUGGUUGAAAUGAAAUUAGAUUAGGAGUUGGUAAUGAACUUUUUGAUAAUACCUGUUGAAUAAAAUUUUGUGAUUGGUCUAAUCAGUUAAAAUUGCAAUUUCAACUUCCCUGAAGUCCAAACCAAAGAUAGAAUGUGAACAGGUAAACAAACACUUGGACCAUAUUAUUUCUUGCUUUGUGUGUUCUCUCAAGCCCCAAUUCUUUGACUAUCAUGUGAUGUUGUAAGUGUUGAAAUAUCUAUUGUCUGUUGUUAUAUGUAAAAACGAUAAUGUAGUAAGGUAUGAAACUUGUUUUGAGUGUUGUAAUUGGUUUCAGUACAUUUGCUCAUGAAGUACAGCUGGA
Molecule: messenger RNA, 1557 nt
Organism: Frankliniella occidentalis (western flower thrips)
Lineage: Eukaryota; Metazoa; Arthropoda; Insecta; Thysanoptera; Thripidae
Exons: 5
Coding region: 208-1227 (339 amino acids)
Biological process (GO): N-terminal peptidyl-methionine acetylation
Cellular component (GO): NatC complex
Molecular function (GO): protein-N-terminal amino-acid acetyltransferase activity
Source: RefSeq, a predicted model, not a curated record